GUUUUAUCAUAAAUAAAUGUGGCAUUCGACAUUUUUGUUAGAACUAGAAUUCGCCUGUAUUUAUUAUUGGUUUACUAAACAUCAUCAAAUCGAUAGCCAUAUAUGGUUGUUGUUAAGUGAGACAAUAAAUAUAAACUACAGUAUGGUGCAAUUAGUAAUUCUAGCACUCAUCAGAACAUACUCCAGUUUAAUAAAAAGAAAACAACUAAACUUUUGAAGUUGUUUUACUCAAUUCACUUGAUUUUUACAACAAAAUGUCAGAAGAUGAAAUAAGUGCACUUGUAAUUGAUAAUGGAUCCGGUAUGUGUAAAGCUGGAUUCGCCGGUGAUGAUGCACCAAGAGCUGUAUUCCCAUCAAUUGUUGGUCGUCCAAGACAUCAAGGUGUUAUGGUUGGUAUGGGACAAAAAGAUAGUUAUGUUGGUGAUGAAGCACAAUCGAAAAGAGGUAUUCUAACUUUGAAAUAUCCUAUUGAACAUGGAAUUGUUUCAAAUUGGGAUGAUAUGGAGAAAAUAUGGCAUCAUACAUUUUAUAAUGAACUACGUGUAGCCCCAGAAGAACAUCCUGUCCUACUUACUGAAGCACCAAUGAAUCCCAAAGCAAAUCGUGAAAAAAUGACACAGAUUAUGUUUGAAACAUUCAACAGUCCAGCCAUGUAUGUUGCUAUCCAGGCAGUUUUAUCUUUGUAUGCAUCUGGUCGUACUACGGGUAUAGUAUUGGAUUCAGGUGAUGGUGUAAGUCAUACUGUUCCUAUUUAUGAAGGUUAUGCUCUACCACAUGCAAUUCUUCGUCUUGAUUUGGCUGGUCGUGAUUUAACUGAUUAUCUUAUGAAAAUAUUAACUGAACGUGGUCAUUCUUUCACUACUACUGCUGAACGUGAAAUUGUUCGUGACAUCAAAGAAAAAUUGUGUUAUGUUGCCUUGGAUUUCGAUCAAGAAAUGGGUACUGCUUCACAUAGUUCAUCACUUGAAAAAAGCUAUGAAUUACCUGAUGGUCAAGUGAUUACAAUUGGUAAUGAACGUUUUCGAUGUCCUGAAGCAAUGUUACAACCAAGUUUCUUAGGUAUGGAAUGUUCCGGUAUACAUGAAACAACUUAUAGUUCAAUUAUGAAAUGUGAUGUUGAUAUUCGUAAAGAUCUUUAUUCAAAUAUUGUUCUAUCUGGUGGUUCUACUAUGUUUCCUGGUAUUUCAGAUCGUAUGCAAAAAGAAAUUUGUAAUUUAGCUCCAACAACAAUGAAAAUUAAAAUUGUAGCACCACCUGAACGUAAAUAUUCUGUAUGGAUUGGUGGGUCUAUAUUAGCUUCAUUAUCAACAUUUAAUCAAAUGUGGAUCACAAAACAAGAAUAUGAUGAAUCUGGUCCAGGUAUUGUACAUCGUAAAUGCUUCUAAUUUAACUUUAUAACUGUACAUUUUAUUUUAUUUGUUGUUUUUAUUCUUACCUUCUUUCAUAAGGAACAUUAUAAUCAAUCCUGUCUAAAUGAUUAUGAUUCCCUCUUCACAAGUUGUUUAUUAGUUUUAAACUUUUUUUUCUUUACGAUUAAAAUUCUUUCU
Schistosoma margrebowiei is the source of this 1547-nucleotide messenger RNA. NCBI's taxonomy places the organism in Eukaryota, Metazoa, Platyhelminthes, Trematoda, Strigeidida, Schistosomatidae. The record is from the annotation of a GenBank genome assembly.